Molecule: messenger RNA, 1876 nt
Organism: Anneissia japonica
Lineage: Eukaryota; Metazoa; Echinodermata; Crinoidea; Comatulida; Comatulidae
Product: cyclic GMP-binding protein C-like
Exons: 13
Source: RefSeq, a predicted model, not a curated record
AUGGCGGGUUCAAUAUCUACCAAACAUUGUGAACGGACAAAGCAGAUAUUAGAAAGUACAGUAGAAGGUAAAGUUGCAGAGAAGUUAAAGCAGACGAAUAGACAAACAGAGGCUCUUGAACAGGCAGCGUCAACAUCUACUACAGAGCAUGAUGUUGCUGUAACAAAACCUAAAAGAGGUCAAAAGAAGAAGAAAGAUAUCAGUGAACUUCCAUUAGCAACUCUAAAAAGAAUUGGGUACAGAAUGAGGUUAAAAACCCCACAGCAUAGUAAUGAAGAUAUUACUUUCAUUUGGGAUUUUGCUGGCCAACAGCUUUAUUACAUUACACAUCGAAUCUUCCUAACAAGCGAGGCUGUGUAUUUGAUUUUGUUCAGUUUGAAGGAAGGUAUGCACAACAAGGGAAAGCGUAGAUUCUCUAAAAUGGCAAAGUAUGUGAUGACGUACGAUAUGACAAAUAUCCAGAUUAUCAAAUAUUGGAUGAGGUUGAUAUAUACAUACGCUGUCCCAGUUAAGGCACAACAGCAGCUACAAGCCAAAAAACCUCAAAUUGCGGUAGUCGGUACUCACAGUGAUUGCCUAGAGGGCACAGAAGAAGACAAGAAAAAGCAGAUUGAAGAACAGUAUGGAAUACUAUUCCAAGAGAUCAAAGGCACUCCAUAUGAAUCACAUGUGGUCAGAAAAAUGUACGCCAUCAGUAACAAGUAUGCAUCACAGUGCGAGAUGCUGGAAACACUUAAACAAGAUGUUGGUAGUUUUCUGAAAGAAAUGCCCAAAACAAUCCCCUAUAAGUGGCUCAAAUUCCAACAAAUAUUGCAGGAGAAUGGUAGGACAGCAGUACGCAUGACCUAUGCUGAGGUUUGUAAAGUUGCAACUGAAUGUGGAAUUUCUGUGGAGAACCUCAUUCAUACUCUCAACUACUUGCAUGAUCUUGGAAUCAUUCUGUACUUUGAGAACAACAGACUGUUAAAGCAUGCAGUGAUAACAAACCCACGGAAGCUGAUUUUCAUCUUGAAGAGAAUCAUAACCGAAGUGGAGCCUGAUGAUGAUGAAAAGUGGCCUUUGAUGAUUAAGCAUUGGAAUAAACUUGAUGAAGGAAUCUUGGAGGAAGAGUUAGUCAGACAUCUUUGGAGAGAUGAGAUUAGCAAAGACGAAACUUGCUUUGAGUUCUUCUUAGAAUUAAUGAAGCAGUUUGGACUGCUGUGCGAGCAAAUCAAGAAUCAGGAAAGUACAUAUCGUUCAUUUUUUGUACCCUGUCGACUGAAACGUAGCACAGACAAUAUGGCUAUAGAGCCAGACACGAAGCAGAUGGUAUCGAUCUAUAUGGCCUCUGAGGAUUUCAUCCCUGAUAGUAUCUUCCACCCUCUAGUUGUCAGCUUGAUUAGAAUGGUACAAGACAUGCACUACACCGUCACCCCAAAAUUAUUUAGCAACUAUGCUAACAUCAUCCUAGGACGUGAUCACAGUCUCAGCUUAGGUCCAGUAGUCAUUGAUAACAAGCCGUCAUUGAAGCUGAAAAUAUUACGGAUGCCUAUUGAACAUGAGGAUGGUACAAUUACGCCAAGAGGUGAACCAAGUCCAAGAGUUUGUAUGCAGGUGUUAGAGUUUCUCAAGAAAGAGAUGAAAGAGUUGACAAUUGGAAUGAAGCACACAUGUUAUAGGUUUCGCGUCCUGUGUUGGAUGGGCUCGCAAGAAAUGCAUUUUCACGAUUUGGAAGAAUGUCUGGAGAACGAUGCUAUCCUGUGCGGAGAGAGAUUGAUAAUGGCAGGCAAACUACAAAGGAUGUUCAAGAAUAAGAAACCAGUGACAGGAAACCCAUCCUUACCAGGUCCUUCAGUGGAAACCGCAGGUGACAACAAUUUAGAAACAGCACAACCAG